CGGUAGCAUAGCACGUGAGGAGCCAGUUCAGUGCCGACCAUCAAGGAGGAAGGCCGCGCUGGUCCUCUCAUACUUCCAGUGUGACCUGUAAUAUUUUUUCUUGUGGUGAUUGCGAAUUAUUUGACUGACUUUGUACAUUAUUAGUGAUCACAAUGGCGAGCUUAACACUCGAGGAAGAUUUAAAUGCAGCAGCAUGCUUAGUUGCCAUGAAGGGGGGUCGUAGGCUGAACCCAUGGGCGGCUCCAGACACCCACAGUCAACGCCCACGCCUUCAAGUAAAAACUAAUCUACCGCUGCAGAACUCGUACCACGACCUACCACCCACCCACACCCCGGCCUCCAGCCCCGAGCACUCACCUUGCGUUGAAUACACACAUCACACCCUGCCCCUUUCUCCCGCCCACCAUAUGUAUCAGCCGCCCACUCCGCCCACUCCUCCAUCGCCUCCCACGUCCAACCUGGAGGACCACUCGUACUGCCCCUCCAUGGACGCCACAGACCCAACACCCGACAACUCUGUGUACCUGAUUGCCAGCAUCCUUGCCGACCUCAAGCGCGUACCGCAAGAUCGGUUCGAGGUGCGAGAGAAGGACUUUUCGCCGACGAUACAGGACCUUCAGACGCCCGCACACACUCCCCCACAGACACAAGAGCUCCCACUCGACUUCAGCAGAAGAGGAGUAAGAGCACCAGAGGCAGCAACCCCAGCACGGACGUCAAAAGGCGCGGGUGGGAGGCGUGGGCGUGGUCGGGCCACCCAGCACAGAGAUAAGGAUGAUAAGCGCGCCCAUCCGUGCAACUUCCGCGCCCACCCGUGCACCUUUCCCGGCUGUGACAAGAUAUACGGAAAAUCCUCGCAUCUCAAGGCCCAUCUCAGGACACACACAGGAGAGCGGCCUUUUGAGUGCACAUGGACAACUUGCUGUAAAAGAUUUGCCCGCAGUGAUGAAUUGGCAAGACACACCAGAACUCACACAGGGGAGAAGAACUUUGUCUGCCCAGUAUGUCAAAAACGAUUCAUGCGAUCAGAUCAUCUCAGUAAACAUGCUCGUCGUCACCCUGAUUUUGAUCCCUCACUUCUUCGGCAACGGCGUCAUGCCCUUCCAGCACAGACCACCACCACCACCUCUCCUAUUGUUACAUCAGACAGUGAAGAACCAAGUUCACCUUGAGGUCUGUCUACCAUAGGAUGUGUACUCAAGCUGCUGCCGUCUCUGUGCCAGAAGCGGACCUUUUGCCGCACAGUACAAAGUGGCGUUAUUUUUUCAGCGCUACAACCUCAUGAGGGGUGUUGAGGCGUUUAAGUGGUGCAAGAGAGGACCAAUAUAGGAUUGUUUUAAGUGAUUUUGUGGUGUGAUGUACGUUGAAUCCACCCACUAAACGUUCAAUCCACCCAUUUUCAUAUUUGUAAAUAUUGUUUUUUCUUCAAAAGUUAAUAGGCUCUACCCACUCAGGUCUGUGAGGCAUACCACACAAUACCUACAAUUGCUCAGCAUUACGUAUUGAAGUGCAACAUAAUGUAAUGGUGAUGAGUGUCAUGUAUCAUCUGUGCACAUGCUUUCAUCAGCUCAAAACAGAUGUGAUGUAUAUAUAUUUUACAUGAAACAGUGAAUGAUGCUCUUUUUGAUAUAUAAUGUAUUUUUAAUUGUUCCAUGACUUAUGGGAGUGUAUCACAGCUGUGUCUUGUAACUCAGAUUCAUAUACAUAUCUUAUAAAUAGGUUCAAAUUGUAAUCAUAUGCACAUGUAUAUGUAUACCUAUAAUAUCUAUGUAUUCCUCAUGUAUGAGUGUGUGUGUGUGUGUGUGUGAUCCUCUAUAUCCAUUUGAAGCACCACAGAAGGCCAUUUGAGGAUAAACCAGAGUCACUUUAGAGAAAGUGGUCCUGGUCAGAAAUUUCUCACCUGGUCUCCAGAGAAUACAGGGUUAUUAGAGUAUCAGAGGAUGUCCUACCCUACCAUGUACAAGAUGUCUGUGUGAUUUAGCCAGCUAAACAGCCCAUGGAGUUUAUGCCAGUAAGUUGUAUGCUUUAGGUAUACAUACUGGAUAUAUUCAAGGUAUGCAAAUGCUGACUAUCACAUGUUUCCUUUCCCAGGUCAUAUCAGUACAUACAAGUUAAUGUCAAUAUUCCAUAUACAAUUUUAUGAACAAAGUAUUAUGAACACUGCACAAAGUAUUACAAAUCUUGUUGGACUAACAUUCAUUCAAGUGUGUUCUUUACUGUGGCUGAUUUUAAGGAAAAUAUUUUAGAAUUUUUGUUUAUAGAAAAUAAAUUGUUUUUGUGACACUUUGAUAUACUGAUUAUGACAGGUUGUAGUACUUUACCUGGUGCUAUAAAGUGCCUUAGAUGGUUGGAGCACCAAUGUUCCCAGACUCAGCAUCAUCCCUGUGUGUAAGAUGUUCAGUCAGUAUCCUCUCUACAUCAACUCACUUAUUUCAUCCUUUUCAUCCGCUUUCCUUGUGUUAGUUAAUGUAGUAUCACCUUAAUAUGUGCAUACUACCCAAGUAUUCAUAUGUUUAAUGUUAGGCAUUAUUUAUCCAUAUAUACUGUACUUCAUGUAUUCAUGUUGUAUCGCACAUUAAUAUUAUUUACAUACCUCUCACUGCGUUCCUGUGAUGGCACGCCACUUUUGAGAUGUCGGACUGGAAUGCUAAUAAAUUUCAUGGGCAGCAUUAAAGUGGCCAGUUUUCUUAGUAACUAUUAUGGCAUUAGUUACUUGCCCAUAAAGCACAAUUGUCAGCUCUGCUCUUACCUUAUAUUUGAGGCCUUGGGAGGUAACUUAAGAAAAGCCCAGUACUAUACUAAGAUGAACUUUCCUGACUACAGAUAAAAUGUUGACAGCUUUUUGUAUUAGAAAUGGUAUAUUUUCUAUUAAAACCUGUUAUUGACUAUACUAUAGAGUGUUUACAUAAAUGAAUGUGCAAACAGUAUUUAUAUGUUUUAUGAUGAUGGUGAAGUUUGAUUGCUUUGAUGUACUGUACCUCAUUACAUGUCAGCCAUUUCCUUAUACAGUUACCAUGAAAUAGUAUUUUUGUUAUUUACUAAAAGCUGUCACUUAACUGUUUACAAAUUUAUGCUCAUUAUUGCAAUGUCCUAUCUCAAACUUGAAGACAGCAUGUGUGUGUGUGUCUAGUCACUACAGGGCCUACCAUAAAAAACGUAAAGCAGAAAGCAAAUGACUUUGUGAUGCGUGUACUUAGUCACAUGACAUUUGGAAUAUUCCUUUACUCUUUAAUUUGUUAUAAACAGCUAAAGAUACUUGCCUUUGUUUUAUGGAAUUUAUGGAUGUGAAGCCAGCGCAGUGUUUAACGAUACAACCUCAACUGUAGUGCCAUAUAAUAAAAAGUAAGGAGAGGGUUUACAUGGCUAAUGGCCAACUAGCUGAAGUUAUCCUCACAUGUAUUAAAAAGUCUUGCCUACUACUGAAAUUAUCAAGAGUGGUUGGCUUAGAGCAAUAGUUACUCUCAUGAUAAAUUCCAUAAAUGUAUCUGGUGCAAUGACUGAGGAUCAUCCUAAAGAAUAUCUCAAAAUUGUAGUUUUUCAUAAAAAUGACUUAUAAUAAUGAUAUUUAUUUCAAGGCAGCCAUACAUUAGGAACCUGAACAGUUCCACUUUUCCUCCAUCUAGCACCUUCAGGAUGAGCUAUGCCAGACUUGAACAACCAUAUGUGAUUUUCUGUAUACCCUAAACAGAUUUAGAGUACUUAUUUUCAGUACUUAAAUAAUAUUUAACAUCAGUAUAGUCAAACCUUUUUACACUAGUUCAUAUUUAUACUGUACUACAUGACUGGUAAAAUAUAAUUAAGACAAAUUAGACUAAUGGUAACAUUAUAAUGUUGCCAUUGCUCUCAUAUGUAUGUAUGUUAAUGAAUUAAAAUGUGGCCCAGUGCAGACGAGGGGACAAAAAUGCUGGAUUACUGAAUGGCUUCUUUUACCUGCCCUGUGUUCCAAGGGUCUCAAUUUAGUGUUAUUUUUAAUUUAAUUUGUACAAAAGACAUAUUAGUGAUUUUAAUGCAUUCAUCUUUAAUAAUGGUUGUUCAUUUAUAUUAUGUGUUCAAAAAUCAGGAAAUUAAAAACAAUAAAAUUUCCUAAUACUCUUAUUCAUUGACUUCGAGAUAUAUAUUUUAUUCUGUACAGUCCAUUGCAGUUCCUUCCAGUUGCUCUUCAUAUUCUAUUCUUUAUACUGUAUUAGAUUAUCAGUUGAUGAAAUUUUUUACAUUUUUUAAGACAAAAUCUAUUCCCACUACAGUCUACAUAGUGAUAAAGCAGUCAUUGGUGACAACUGGAAUGGUCUGAAUGGUUGGUGGGCAACUGGAGUUAUACAUAGCAAUGUCACUUGAAAUAUUUACAAAUCACCAAAAUACAAAUAUUUAUUUACCACAAAAGGUGUUCCUUUUGUACUGUAUUUUGCAUGUAGCUGUUUAAUGUAAAGCCAGUGAUAUAUUACAUUGACAAGUACACAUCUCAAGGGAAAUGUUGUGAAUAUAUCAAGCGACUUGUUUAUCUCCAGAACAUAACCCCAUCCCAAUAUUAUCCUAAAAGUCUUUCAUAAUUCACUUUCCAGAGCGAAUAUUUUUGAGGGAAACUAAUUGUGUCAUCACGCCAAAAAAUGGUUUGUUUCUUAACCCUGAAGAUAAUGUUGAAACAGUUGUGUAAAUAAAGAGACAUUAUGUA
Molecule: messenger RNA, 4669 nt
Organism: Procambarus clarkii (red swamp crayfish)
Lineage: Eukaryota; Metazoa; Arthropoda; Malacostraca; Decapoda; Cambaridae
Product: Krueppel-like factor 13
Biological process (GO): regulation of transcription by RNA polymerase II
Molecular function (GO): RNA polymerase II cis-regulatory region sequence-specific DNA binding; DNA-binding transcription factor activity, RNA polymerase II-specific
Source: RefSeq, a predicted model, not a curated record